CAGCGGCGGUGCAGGUGCGGUGGGCUUGGACCAGCCCCGCAUUAAAAUUAUUCAGCCAUCGUUUCACCUCUCACAAUCCGGAAUUUCGGCCUCUGUUCACAACAAAAUAGCAAGAAGGAAAAUGAUGGACAUCCAAGACUCGCCAACACAACAGCGAUCCUCGAGUUUUCCUCUGAUCACCCUCCCUUUGGUAUCGUCCAAUGAAGAAGAUGAUGAUAAUGAUGCCCUUAUACCGGUGGAGACUCCUAGGGGUAGCGCCUUGAACAACAGAAGCUGUGUUCGGAGUUUGCCCUUUCUUCCCAGUCUGCCGUCCCAUGGGGAGAAUCGACGACGAGAUUUGGGAAGUGUAUUCUCCACAAGAGCACUACCCCACAGUGUCAUUGCUUCAGCAGCUGUCGCUAGGGUAGAACACAGCAAUCCUCCUUUGAUUCCAUUCCUAAGCGACGAUUUUGCCUCAACUCCCGCAGACUAUGCGAGCCGCCGACCACCAACUCUCCUUCGACGCCGACACCACGCCAGCUCCCCUGCGUCAAACGGCAACAACGACAACCAUCUACUGGAUAGCACGUUGUUUGUUAACAGGGAUAAUACUACCGUUCAAGAUGAAGACGAUGAUGACAUUGACUUGGAGAUUGCAGCUCUCACUCACGGAACACUGUCUCUGCGUGACUCCAAGUCGCCAGAGAGGAUGAACCAUGCCUUGGAGGACACACUCACACCUCCUUCCAUGCUGCGCCUUGCAGGAAUCCUUUCCAACAGCACUCCAUCGUUGUUGGGUACGACUGACAAUAACAACCAUGAUCGGAUCCACCCCUCAACCCAGCGCAGUGGCGGCAGCAACAACGCGUGGAAUAGCCGUGCCACCCCAACACGACUCUUCCACAGCCAGAAGCCACUCCACUUGUCAACCCGAGGGCCACCAGUCGUCGUUCCCUUUGCUCGGGCAAGAUUUGGAGAGGACUCCCGCGGCCGCCACCACGUCCUGGCUCCCAUCAGUUUUCAUCCCAACAGCACCAGCCCCAAGCUACCUACGGUCUAGCUAGCUAGCUGCCUUGCUAGCAGGCAACCCUCCUAGAUGGCACACCAGUUUUGGCCCAUUUUGUCUUUUAUUCUUCUUUCUUUACACUAAUAAGCUUCAUCUCAGCAAGCAAACCACUGGCGGUCCUCAGCAGUCGCGGUAACGCCCACCGCGAUCCAAGGAUUCGCACCUUGCCAGUAGCUAGACAAUCUAUCUAACUUCAGACAAACUUCUUUCUACUAUUAGAGUACUUCGCUCGCUGGCUGGCCGAUAGCUGCGUGUCGGAACACACUUGCCGGUUUCACACACGUCUUGUUCAAUACUCACGCGAUGAUAGCAUACUACCGACCAGUAGCCCGACUCAGUAGCUUGUUGCAGCCGCCCAGGUCCUUCUUGAAGGGCUGUACCGGCUGUAGAUGCAUCAAUCUCCAAAACAGCAAACAGCACUUCUUCCAGCGGUUCAGAAACCUCUGCCCAAUACCGGUAUAGCCACUGGCUACCGGUAGCCACUGCUCUUUGUAUCCGCACCUCGCUCCAGCCACAACGCAUGUACUGGUACAUGUUCCGGUACUCGUAUCAUUGUAGCUACUACAUGUAGGAUAGCAAAGCGACAGGAUGCCGAACGAUGAGCCAGCAGUCCAGCAGUGGCAAACUGUGGCAUGUCCUUUUCCUUGUGCUGUCGAAGCGUCACGUUCGAGAUAGAGAGAAUGUGCUUGCGAAGCAAUUGCAGUUUGCAGGUCCCCUCACAAAUGACGUUU
Molecule: messenger RNA, 1776 nt
Organism: Seminavis robusta
Lineage: Eukaryota; Bacillariophyta; Bacillariophyceae; Naviculales; Naviculaceae
Source: the annotation of a GenBank genome assembly